Molecule: messenger RNA, 2320 nt
Organism: Phyllostomus discolor (pale spear-nosed bat)
Lineage: Eukaryota; Metazoa; Chordata; Mammalia; Chiroptera; Phyllostomidae
Gene: TUBB
Product: tubulin beta class I
Exons: 4
Coding region: 230-1564 (444 amino acids)
Biological process (GO): mitotic cell cycle; microtubule cytoskeleton organization
Cellular component (GO): microtubule; cytoplasm
Molecular function (GO): structural constituent of cytoskeleton; GTPase activity; GTP binding
Source: RefSeq, a predicted model, not a curated record
CCGCCUCCCCGCCGGCGCACGCGCGCCCCGCCCUGCUCGCCUUCCCUCCCGAGCCCUGCCCUCUCCUUUCUCCCUCUCAGAACCUUCCUGUCGCUGCGUUUAGACCGCGCUGCUCCAGCCUCCGGGGCAAGUGUUAUUCUACCAGCCUGUGAGCAGCAGCAGAGAAAAAAAAUUACAUUUUUUCUUGCCCCAUUGUUUUUGAGGCGAGCAAAAAUUUUUAAUUUGAACCAUGAGGGAAAUCGUGCACAUCCAGGCGGGUCAGUGUGGCAACCAGAUCGGUGCCAAGUUCUGGGAGGUGAUCAGUGAUGAACAUGGCAUUGACCCUACUGGCACCUACCACGGGGACAGCGACCUGCAGCUGGAUCGAAUCUCCGUGUAUUACAAUGAAGCCACAGGUGGAAAAUAUGUUCCUCGAGCUAUCUUGGUGGAUUUAGAACCUGGUACCAUGGACUCUGUUCGCUCAGGUCCUUUUGGCCAGAUCUUCAGACCAGACAACUUUGUUUUUGGUCAGUCUGGGGCAGGCAACAACUGGGCCAAGGGCCACUAUACAGAGGGGGCUGAGCUGGUUGACUCAGUCCUGGAUGUGGUGCGGAAGGAGGCUGAGAGCUGUGACUGCCUGCAGGGCUUCCAGCUGACCCACUCACUGGGUGGGGGCACAGGCUCUGGAAUGGGCACCUUGCUCAUCAGCAAGAUCCGUGAGGAGUAUCCUGAUCGCAUUAUGAACACCUUCAGUGUUGUACCUUCACCCAAAGUGUCUGACACUGUGGUUGAGCCCUACAACGCCACCCUCUCUGUCCAUCAGUUGGUAGAGAAUACUGAUGAGACCUACUGCAUUGAUAAUGAGGCUCUUUAUGACAUCUGCUUCCGCACCCUCAAGCUGACCACGCCAACCUAUGGGGAUCUGAACCACCUUGUCUCGGCCACCAUGAGUGGGGUCACCACCUGCCUCCGCUUCCCUGGCCAGCUCAAUGCUGACCUUCGUAAGCUGGCAGUCAACAUGGUCCCCUUCCCACGCCUCCACUUCUUCAUGCCUGGCUUUGCCCCUCUAACCAGCCGUGGAAGCCAGCAGUAUCGGGCUCUCACUGUACCAGAACUCACCCAGCAGGUAUUUGAUGCCAAGAACAUGAUGGCUGCCUGUGACCCCCGCCAUGGCCGGUACCUCACCGUGGCUGCUGUCUUCCGUGGGCGGAUGUCCAUGAAGGAGGUGGAUGAGCAGAUGCUCAAUGUGCAAAACAAGAAUAGCAGCUACUUUGUGGAGUGGAUCCCCAACAAUGUCAAGACAGCUGUCUGCGAUAUCCCACCCCGUGGCCUGAAGAUGGCAGUCACCUUCAUUGGCAACAGCACGGCUAUCCAGGAGCUGUUCAAGCGCAUCUCAGAGCAGUUCACAGCCAUGUUCCGCCGGAAGGCUUUCCUGCACUGGUACACGGGUGAAGGCAUGGACGAGAUGGAGUUCACCGAGGCUGAGAGCAACAUGAAUGACCUUGUCUCCGAGUACCAGCAAUACCAGGACGCCACCGCAGAAGAGGAGGAGGAUUUCGGUGAGGAGGCGGAAGAGGAGGCUUAAGGCCACAUCCAUCACUCAGGCUUCUCAAUUCCUUUAGCCUUUGUCCUCAACUGCCCCUUUACUCUCCCUCAGAAUUUGCAUCUUCUGCCUCUUUUAUUCUUUUAGGGGUGUUCUAGAACAGUGCUUGGCACAUCAUAGGCACUCAAUAAAUAUUCGUUGCUUGUUGAAUGUCUCCUCUCUCUUUCCACUCUGGGAAACUUACAUUUCUGCCAUUUUGGGUAAUCUUGUAUUUCUUUCUGGUACCCAUUCCUCCCAUCUGUCCAGUUAAUAUUCUCCUCUCUUCAAGAUAAUUCUCCAAGAAACUGAAUCUCAUCCAGAUCCCAUUUAGGACUGUGUGCUGAAAAAUACCAUCCUAAGCCCAUGUGGUUGCUGAGCGGAAAGGGACUGGUGCUAACUCUAGCAGGUAGAAGUCCCUUACAGGCAAGGGGUGGGGUUUCCCAUUCUAGAGCAGUUUUGGAGAGGGAUUUGGGCUGUUAUAGUUUCUAGGUAUUAUUCCCUGCUCCUCCGCCCUCAGCGUUGGGAAAGGUAUGAACAGUAUUAACUCAAUUUUCAGUCUCUUAAGCUUUGUUCUGAGUUAUUUCCUUUGUAGGGGUUCUCUGUCCACUUGACGGAGAACAGUCUGUCUUUCCUCUUCCACUUUACCUCUCACAUUAAUUGCAUCCUUUCUCUGGAUAGAGGAGGUAAAGGGGGAAGAGUGACUAGCCUUGAUCCCUAAGCCUCCAGAAAGGCCCUCCCCAUCUUGACCAUUUCUUACCC